AUGUCUUUGGCCGUCGUUGAAAAACCUCUUGGUAGUAAGAAUGUCGAUGGCGUGUGGUUUCUUUUGGGUCACAAUAGCGAUGUGUUGAGCAUUGCAACUGAUGGUAGUGAUGUUUUUGCUACCUGUGAUGCAGGGGGUGUUGGACUUUUGUGGAAGCAUAAUAGCUCCAGUUAUAAUGAAAGUCCUUUGCAUGUCUGUGGGAUCAGAACUGGCGGUCCUGCCAUCCUUGAUUCAUGCUUUUUAAAUCAUACGCGUUUAUGCACUGCUCAGGGUGAUGGAAACGUUGGUGUAUGGAAUGUUGAAACUGCGCAGUGUGUACAUUCUAUCUGUCGUACAUCAGGUAGAGGGAGAUCAAGUGAUUGGUCUGUAAUAAACGCACUAACUGUUUUAGAUGGUAAACUUCUUGCUUACGGUGGUGAUGAUGGAUUUUUAGUUUUAUGUGACCCUCUACAAAAUAAGAUUCUCUCAACCGUAAAUAUGCGUGUACCAAUUACGUCAGUUGUCGCUUCUUCUGAUUCAUUGUUCAUUGGUGACGUUCUUGGAGGUAUUCGCUGUUUUGAUAUUCGUAUGCUCAGAAAUUUAUACACCUUGAGAAAUCACCGCGAUGUCGUGAGUAGUUUGGUUCUUAAUGAUGACGCCACAAUGUUGGUAUCAUACGGCAUGGACAACCUAUUGACAUUAUGGGAUGUAGCACCGUUUGCGCUUAGUGCGAAUGAUCGCUUGCUUCAUCGGACUAAUAUACACCAAGGUGACUCACGCAAAUUAUUGCGUUGUAACUGGUCAAAAAAAGGAACUAUAUUGGUUCCUGCUGGAGAUGGGCAAGUUUUCCGUGUCAAUGCCUCGAUGUUCGAAGGAGUUAAAAUGACGCUCCCUGUCAGCCAUCGGGAGGGGCCUGCACAGUGUUCUGUUUUUUUGGGCGAUGAAGUCGCUGUAAGUUGUUCUGGAUCUGAGGUAAUACUACAGCCCGCGUAA
This is a messenger RNA of Trypanosoma theileri, 972 nucleotides long. RefSeq names its product putative U5 snRNP-specific 40 kDa protein. The coding region runs from base 1 to 972 and encodes 323 amino acids. Gene Ontology annotation, cellular component: catalytic step 2 spliceosome. The transcript has a single exon. NCBI's taxonomy places the organism in Eukaryota, Euglenozoa, Kinetoplastea, Trypanosomatida, Trypanosomatidae. Gene Ontology annotation, molecular function: protein binding; RNA binding. The record is from RefSeq and is a predicted model, not a curated record.